Molecule: messenger RNA, 1824 nt
Organism: Brassica oleracea var. oleracea
Lineage: Eukaryota; Viridiplantae; Streptophyta; Magnoliopsida; Brassicales; Brassicaceae
Product: zinc finger CCCH domain-containing protein 28
Exons: 2
Coding region: 829-1641 (270 amino acids)
Molecular function (GO): metal ion binding; mRNA binding
Source: RefSeq, a predicted model, not a curated record
CACAGUGUUUCCUAACCUCUCCACCAUGGAUUUGAAACAUCUUUGACUGUAUGUAACUGCUUCCCUGAAAGAUUCUGGUAGAACCUCCAGAGAGGUCUUCAUCAAGUACAGCUUUGUUAACCUCAAAGGACAUGUUCGGGGCAAAAGGUGCACAUUCCUCCACCACACGUUUCUAGAGCUCCUAAAUCACAGUAGGUGGGAUAUGAAUGUCUGGAAACCAGCUCCUGCCUCGGAUGGUUGCAGAUUCAUAACAAAACCCUAUUAAUCCUCAUGUUUCAGUCACAGAGAUCCAACUUUGGUCACAAAGUGUGAAAAUAAAAGAAGAGAACAAGAAUACAUGUGGACAAGGAAUGUCAGUCAGCUUUGAGGAAAACCAUCUUGACAGAGAGAUAACUCAACUUCAGGCUUCAAACCAGCUUUGAGCAGAUCAACCUGAAAAGCUCUGAAUCUCAUUAUACUCUCAAUAGUCAAUGCUCAUGAGCUUACGAAAGAAUGGCUUCUAGGUACUUACUGCAUCCCAACACUCUUUUAAAUGAACUUAACUACUUAACUACUUAACCAAACCAACGCUAGUUUUUAACCAAUUUAAAUAAACUUAACCAAAAGAUUUUAGCUUACAGAACACACUUUUGGUUCAGAUAGUCACUGUCUGAUGCUUAUUAUAUUAAAUGCUAGUAUUAAGAUUUUGAUUGGUUCCUAUUUGUCUACUGCUUCCCUCUUCAUUCACUCACCCUCUGUCUCUCUCAUUCUCUUCCUCUGCCUUUUAAAGUUAAAAAUCGAUACUUUGAGCUCCCCCUGUUACUAGUUUAGGGUUUCUUGGUCGACGUGAUGAGUCAUCGCAGGGAUUCCACCACCGAUGCAGUCCACGUCAUACCCACCAACGACCCUCCCCCGGAGAAUCCGUUUCCCAGUCCCGUAUGGGCCUCCACUGAGGAUGAUUACAGCCGUGUCUCUGCGGCCAACAACGACGAAACAGAGUCUCCGUGCAAGAAAACACGCGGCUCUCCCUCUUCCUCCUCCUCCUCGGAGAUCGGGAAAGCCUUCUUCAAGACCAAGCUCUGCUGCAACUUCCGCGCAGGAAGCUGUCCGUACGUCGCGAGCACUUGCCAUUUCGCUCACAGCGCGGAGGAGCUCCGCCGUCCGACGGCGGGGGAGAGUGUGAGACCGUACAAGGGAAGGCAUUGCAAGAAGUUUAACAGCGGAGAAGGGUGUCCUUACGGAGAAAGCUGUACGUUUCUACACGACGAGGCUUCGAGAAACAGAGAGGGCUUCGCCGUUAGUUUAGGCCAUCGUGGUGGAGGCAAUGUUGUUGCUGCUGCUUCUCCGAAUUGGAAGACAAGGAUGUGCAACAAGUGGGAGAUGAGUGGGUAUUGUCCUUUCGGUACUAACUGCCGUUUUGCUCAUGGAGCUUCAGAGUUGCAUAGAUUUGGUGGGGGACUUGUGGAAGAAGAAGAAGGUAAGAUCGGAACAUCUUCCACUCUUGACACAAAGAAGACAGGACAAGCUAGUCUUGCUUCUCCUGGAGUCAGAACAUCUAAUGCCGUUACUCAGAAACCCAACGGAGUCAGGGUUGUAAGGAAAUGGAAAGGACCGGAUAGAAUCAGCCGGGUUUAUGGUGAUUGGAUCGACGAUAUUGAAUAAAGUCUCUGCCUUUUAUUACAGUCUGAUGACAAAGAUCUUUUUUAGAGUUCUAACUAUGUGAGAUGUAUUAGCUUGUUGUAAGACAGAGCUCAUCUUUUUUUGUUGUUGUAUCAUCUGAUUCUAUUAUGCCAAAUCCUAAUUCAGACCAAACCGAAGUAAACCGGGGCUAUCAUUGUUUGUUAC